AUGAUUCUUCAACGUUGGCUUCCAUGCAUUUGUUGUACGUCAUUAUAUCCUGAAAGUCAAUUUAAAAAUGCUGUUAAACAAGAUGAAUUAUAUCACGAUGUAGUUGAAGGUCAACUCUUAUGCAGAAAAUGUAUUGAAUUUACACCAUCCAAUAAUUAUCCUUAUUGUCGUUUUGCACGUUAUAAAAAUAAAUUAGAAAUUACUUCGAUACCAGAAAAUCUAGUAUUAGGUUUUAUAGAACAACGAGCGAUUACAUUAAGUCACAUCUAUAUGAGUAUUAUUUUAAUUCGUGGUCGUCAAGCUGCGUUAAAGGGUCAGGUAGUGCAUUUUCAUGUUGAUACAAGUGUAAUCGUUGAUGAUUUAUUACCAUUUCCACGAUGCUAUGAAUUCUUGGCUGUCGUACAGGAAAAACCACUUAAAAAUAAUGAGAUUCGUACUACUGUUAGUUAUUCAUUUAGUCCAGUACAAGUGUUGAAAGCUCUGAAUUAUUUAAAACAACAUAAUCAUUUAUAUUCAGACAAGAAAUUGAUGACAAUAGAAGAGAUUCAAGAAAAUUUCAAAUGUCGUCAAGAAGAUAUUAUACCAAUUCGCAUUAUCGAUAGCUAUGCAUACAACAAUGCUACUACGAUAGCACCAGUUAUUAAUUCAUCGGAAACUUUAUUUGGACCUAAGCGAAUAAUUCCAUGUGCUCAAGAUCCAAUAUGGGAAAUUGAACCUUAUUUAGAAGAAAGAUGUUAUCCAUGGUUGUAUCCACAUGGCAAAGGAGGUGAAGCUGAUCCGGAGCGACCUUUACAGAUAAAUCUACGAGACUACUAUAAACAACGUUUGAAAUCUGCUGACAAUCGAUGGCAAAAGGAUCCGACGUGGAUAUUUCGUGCACUCAAUUUAUUACAAAGAGAAGAUUUGUGCCGAUCAGUUAAUUAUCAUGUGAAAAAAAGCUAUCAAAAUGGGAAAAUGUGUUAUCUAAUCUAUCCAGGUAAACUGAUAGCUAAUAGUAGAACAGAAAAAUAUGUAGGCAUGGUCAUUCGUGGUUCUUCAGCAUUUUGGGAUAAAGCAAGACGUCAUCUUAGAUCUAUGUAUGCAACGCUGGGUAAGCCUUUUAUUUUCCUAUCAAUUAAUUUACAAGAUGACGUGGAAUUUUUAACCAACAUUAAUCCUGAAAAAUUUGGUUCAACAUGUAAUCCAAAUUGGGAAGCAAUCGAUUCUUUAUCUGAUGAUGAAUAUCUGAUGUUAGUUAAUGAAAAUCCAGCACUAGUUGCAAGAAUGUGUAAACGUCGACUAGCAGGUUUCGAAGAAUAUAUUAGUGAUAAGAAGCAUCCAUUUCUUAUUGAUUACAUUGUUUCUCAUUAUUUUUUGAAAACUGAAUUUCAACGAGAUGGACUACCUCAUCUACAUGCUUUACUAUGGAUUGAAAAUCCUCCUUCUACAGAUACAGGGUGGUAA
Rotaria sp. Silwood1 is the source of this 1443-nucleotide messenger RNA. The record is from the annotation of a GenBank genome assembly. NCBI's taxonomy places the organism in Eukaryota, Metazoa, Rotifera, Eurotatoria, Philodinida, Philodinidae.